Molecule: messenger RNA, 2896 nt
Organism: Centropristis striata (black sea bass)
Lineage: Eukaryota; Metazoa; Chordata; Actinopteri; Perciformes; Serranidae
Gene: ano10a
Product: anoctamin 10a
Exons: 15
Coding region: 172-2178 (668 amino acids)
Biological process (GO): chloride transmembrane transport
Cellular component (GO): plasma membrane
Molecular function (GO): chloride channel activity
Source: RefSeq, a predicted model, not a curated record
UGUAACGUUGGUGGGUGUGGCAGCUAAAGCUCGCUGCGCCGCUUGUGACGUGGAACACAGAGUCAGACAUGUCGUUUCUAAUCUAAUGUGACUGUUCACAGAUCAGCCCGAGGCUGGAGCAGACUCCUCUUCUUCACAGACACACGUCCCGGUUCCCUGAGAGAGAGGAAGAUGGAGCGGGGGCCGUCAGUGGACAGCAGAGGCUCCAGGUUCACUCCUCUGGUGGUGUUGGAGCUUGCCUCAGACACCAGGGAGGAGGCCAUUACAUGGUUACUGAGCAGGAUAAGAGACCAGCAACAGAAUGGAGGCGCUGAGCUGCUGGUGGAGCAGCUGGGCCCUGGAGUCGAGUCACAGGAGAAGGAGAACCCUAACAUAUUUGUGGUGGGGGCGACAUGGCAGAGGCUGCUCUCUGGUGCUGAAGACGUGGGCCUCUUCAAGGAGUUUAAUGAUGGAUCCAUGAGAGGCUUCACCUGUGCCAACAGACACAACUUCAAAGACUUUAAAGGGGAUGGAGACUCCUUCCUCAGUAUGGCUGAGUGUCAGUACAUCAUCAAACACGAGCUGGACACACUACGGGCCAAAGAUGAGACUCAUGUGCCGGGACACACCGAGGCCAAGCUCUACCCUGGGAAGUCUAUCAUUCGCAGACUGCAGUCCAAGGGGAUCCUGAUCCAAGUUUUUCCUCUCCAUGAAAAGGAGGAACUGAAGAGGCUGUCUUUUUCUUGGUACAAAAAGGUGAAGCUGUCCUUUCAGCCUCUUGAUGACAUCAGGCACUACUAUGGCGAGGGUCAGGCCCUGUACUUCGGCUUCCUGGAGUACUUUACCUUUGCCCUGAUGCCCAUGGCUCUCAUUGGAGUGCCUUACUAUCUGUUUGACUGGGAGGACUACGACAAAUAUGUCCUCUUUGCUGCGUUCAACCUGGUCUGGUGCACUGUUAUCCUGGAGGUAUGGAAGCGUUGCAGCGCCUCACUAGCCUACCACUGGGGCACACUGAGCAGGAAGAAAGCCUUUGAAGAACCUCGGCCUGGUUUCCAUGGUGUUCUUGGGUUCAACCCUGUGACGGGCCGAGAGGAGCCUCUCUACCCCAACACCAAGAGGCAGCUGCGUGUCUACCUUGUGUCCCUGCCUUUUGUCCUGCUCUGCCUCUACCUGUCCCUCUACGUCAUGAUGAUCUACUUUGUAAUGGAGGGAUGGGCAAUGUCAGUCCACGAUGAGGAUCCAACCUUCUGGACAGGAAUACUGUUGUACGUCCCUAGUAUUAUCUAUGCUGUGGUCAUAGAGAUCAUGAACCUCAUCUACAGAUAUGCUGCUGAGUUCCUCACUGAGUGGGAAAACCACAGGCUCGAGUCUUCACAUCAGAAUCACUUAGUCCUUAAAGUAUUAGUAUUCAACUUCUUCAACUGUUUUGCCUCGUUGUUCUACAUCGCCUUCGUCAUGCAGGACAUGAUGCUGCUCAGACAGAGUCUGGCCACAUUGUUGAUCACCAGUCAGAUCUUGAAUCACUUCAUGGAGGCCUUCCUGCCCUACUGGCUUCAGAGGAGACGCAAUAAGAAAAUGAUGCGCAAAGUCCAGAAGAGAAUAACUCUGGAGGACAAAGAGUUUCCUCUGGGCGUGCAGGUUCGACUGGAGGCCGACAUGAGCACAUACUUGGGCACCUUUGAUGACUACCUGGAGCUGUUCCUGCUGUUUGGAUACGUCAGUCUGUUCUCCUGCGUCUACCCUCUGGCUGCUGUCCUGGUGGUGUUGAACAACAUCACAGAGGUUUACUCUGAUGCCUUCAAGAUGUGCCGUGUGUUCAAAAGACCCUUCUGUGACCCAGCAGCCAACAUCGGAGUCUGGCAGCUUGCCUUUGAGGCCAUGAGCGUGAUCGCUGUUGUGACCAACUGUUCGCUGAUAGGCAUGUCUCCACAAGUCAAGGCUUACUUCUCCGAAUCAGAGACCCAGCUCAUACUGUGGACAGUGGCUAUUGAGCACGGGCUGCUGGCCUUCAAGUUCAUCCUGAGCUUCCUCAUCCCAGAUGUUCCCAAGCACAUUCAGAUCAGCCUGUCUCGUCUGGAGUUUGAGUCAUUGGAGGCCCUCAAGAAAAAGAGACAGCCCCAUCAUGGAGGAAAAUGCUCGAGGCCUCGGAGCUCAGUAAGACCCCCCUGUGAGGAGGAGAGGAGGAGCUUCAGACAGUGACGGACCAACUAGCAGACACUUCACACAGCUUUAACACACCAACACACACACUCACAAAUGUGUGUUGGUGUGUGUUUUAUAUGCAAAAUGUUGCUAGGAUCCCAGUGGGUCAGUGCUGCUCACCACUCUAAAUAAGAUGCACUGUAGUGAGCUUUAUUAACGGGGGAUAAAAGUGUUAAAAUCACAGAAGAGUGCUGUAUUACGACAUAUAUAUAUAUAAUGUAGCAAAUCUAGAUUUUAUAUGCAGGAAAUUACAUUUUGUUUCUGUUCUUUGGGUUGAAUUUAAUCAGUACUGUGGUGUGGGAUUACGCACAUAUUAAAGUUUACGGUUAUGAAUGAGUGAUGGUGUAUACACAGCAUUGCAAAGCCUUCAUCCAAGACACUGCUGGCUCACUUUCAGUAUUCAAGCUGCUUGUAACAAAACAGACGCUCAUCCUGAGUUCUCAUGUCCAAGUAUGGAAGCAGACAGUGACCAUAAAGAUUUCAGUCCUAUAAGCAACCAUGUCAUCACUGCUAUAUUCUUCAGUGGUAAUGGCAUGUUAAACUCAGUAUUUUACUUUGACAUGUAUGUGGUCUGAAUUCACCUCUUUGAUAUUUCCAUUCGGUUAUUUGGUGAAACUUUAGUAUCCUAAAAAAAGGGGCUAACAAAUAGAGAAAGAAAAUUAAUUUGUCCAAUAGAAAUAAGAAGCUACAUUCAUGUUGCUCAAGUAUUAUUGUU